This is a messenger RNA of Exophiala bonariae, 1248 nucleotides long. RefSeq lists its product as uncharacterized. The coding region runs from base 1 to 1248 and encodes 415 amino acids. Lineage: Eukaryota; Fungi; Ascomycota; Eurotiomycetes; Chaetothyriales; Herpotrichiellaceae. The transcript has 2 exons. The record is from RefSeq and is a predicted model, not a curated record.
AUGCUAGCUUCGCGAGACCAGGAGAAUUUGGUCCAUACCCACCAGACCACCGCUGCUGGAAAACCGCUCAAUCAAAACAUCAGGGCUCUACAUCCCAAAACCCCUGGAAACCUCAAAACCCCUUUCAGACCUGCAAAGAAUGAUGAAAACAAGCCUUUUGACUUCAAUGGCCAGAAGACUACUCUCAAGGGCGGCCCAAGCAAAUUGGACAAGAAUGCCUUUAUCACACCCCUAGGCCCCCGAAAUCGUGCUCCACUGGGCCAAAAGACCACCAACGUCAAAGGCAAUGCCUUCAAAACUCCUGGCCCUGCGCCUCUCACCAUCAAACCCGGAAAGACCGCUCAGAAACCUGCUUCAGCACGUCGAUCUGGAAGGUCAAAGAUCCACGUUGCACAAUCCGAGCCUGUUGUUACAGAUAUCCUUGAAAAAACGCAACAAGAUGAGGAAGAGCCAGAAUAUGGAUACGCACCUCCACCAGCUGUCGACCUUCCUGAUCCGCCAUUGGAGAUCGACCCUCAUUUGAUUUUGGACCUUUCAGCCGACUAUGAAAAUUCACUUCGACUCAUACAAGAGGAGGAAGAUCAUCAACGUUAUCUCGAAGAGCAAAACCGAAAGAUGUCUGCCAACCAAGGGGACCUGCUAUUCCCGACAACUGCCGAAUUGAACAAAAAAGUGGAUGAAAUGAUCGCUGCAGGUCCAAAGAGACAAAGACCGGCUCUGUCGCGCGUUGAUACUUUUCAAGCCAAGUCCGCUGCUGCUGCUCUGUCUGAUGCUCAACCUCGUCUCCCUUCCGUUGUUUCCAAGCAAACCCAGGCAUCGGAACAGAAGCAGAAAGGACUUCUUGGUCUGGGUCGAACCAAGGCGACUGUUUCUCGACAGCCUCUUACCACCAACCCUGCUGGACAUGCUGCUCUGUCCAAAAAUACCAUCGGUUUUCCAAAGGCAAAGAAGGCACCAUCAAUCAUCCCUAGAGGACUUCAACCACAGAAGGGUGCCAUGCCGCCCACACCAAAGCCAGUAAAAAUCGACCAGACGAAUAUCCACCCCAGAGACUUCCGAGAUCUAUAUGGUUCUCCACCAGCUGAGAGCGACAUGUGGUUCAGAUUGAAGAACCACGAGUUGCUGGAGAGGGAGAUCUCUAAUGAUAACGAUGAUGAGAUUGCCAACGACCUUUUCGAAACCGAUUUCUUUCCAUUCGACAAUUCCAAGCUGGACGAUGAAGAUUUUCAGUUGCCGAUGCCCGAAUAA